This is a messenger RNA of Lasiodiplodia theobromae, 1389 nucleotides long. RefSeq lists its product as uncharacterized. The record is from RefSeq and is a predicted model, not a curated record. Gene Ontology annotation, molecular function: hydrolase activity, acting on carbon-nitrogen (but not peptide) bonds. Bases 1 to 1389 code for a protein of 462 amino acids. NCBI's taxonomy places the organism in Eukaryota, Fungi, Ascomycota, Dothideomycetes, Botryosphaeriales, Botryosphaeriaceae. The transcript has 3 exons.
AUGCCCGGAAUCCACGACGCCCACACCCAUCUACUUGGCGCAGCAACGCAGCAGCUCAGCGAAGCAUUGAUCGGCACAAACUCCGACCACUUGACUCUGGGCCCCAACAUCAAAACUGCAUCAUGCCAUUGCGAGUACGCCCACACCCUCGGCGAGUGGAUCGUCGCCAGUUUCUACUCCGCCUUGCAAUUCCCGGACGGCCAACCAGAUCGAAAGUACCUUGACACCGAGUUCCCCGACACGCCAGUCGCCGUCCGCGACCCUUCCCUGCACAACUGCCUGGUCAAUACGGAAGCCCUGAAGCGGCUCGGCUACGACUCCGCCAACCCGCCCGAAUUUCCGGGCGGUCAAUUUGUGCGGCGCGAGACGGGAGAGGUCACGGGCGAGCUACUCGAAGCAGCAUCCGGCGAGCUCUGGAUGAACAUGCCUCAACCACCAGCAACCUUCGUCCGGCGCGCGCUCGAGCACAGCAUGCGCGUCUGCAACAGAUACGGCAUCACGUCCUGUCAAGAGGCGUCUGCGAACACCGCGUACCUGAAGGCGCUGCGGGAGAUAGAGAUGGCGGGCGGCAUGACGGUCGAUUUGCACACGCACAUCGUGCACUCGCCGGCGCGGUACGCGCAGGAGGAGGCUGAGGGCCUGCAAGCGCUGUUGCACGUCGCGGAUGUUUUCGAGUCGGAGUGCGUCAGGACGCGGUUUGUCAAGUUCUGGCUGGACGGCGCGCCGCUGCCGCCGCAUCUGACGCAGAGUGAUCUGAGGGAGGAUGGGAGGCCGGAUGAGGCGAUGAUAUUGGUUGACUGGGACACGUUGCUGGGCGCGUUGGUCAAGUAUGAUGCGAAAGGCUACACCUGCAAGAUCCACUGCGCGGGGGAAGGCAGCGUGCGGAGGGCCUUGGACGCCAUUGAGAAAGUUCGCGAACGGAACGCUGAUGGACCGAGCCAUGAGGUAGCGCAUUGCAACGCCGUGCAUGAAGAUGACAUCCCCCGCUUCAAACGACUCCGCGUCACGGCUGAGAUGUCGCCGGCCAUCUUCCACAGCCCCGAGGUCGCGCUCGUCCCGCAUCUGCUGAGAUGGCCCUUCCGCCAGAUGCUGGAUCAUGAUGUGCGCAUGACCAUCGGCACGGAUUACUUUCUCACUCCGACGCCGAAUCUGUUUCCGACGCUGCAGGCUGUUGUUGGUAAGCUUUCGGCCGAGGAGAUUUUACGAGCCAUCACCAUCGAAGGCGCGAAGGCGGUGGGACGGGACCAUGAGCUCGGUAGUAUCCAGGAGGGGAAGCUCGCGAACUUCAUUUCUGUCGAUAGUGAUCUCACGCAGGGGGGUUUUGAGGAUGCAAAGGUGUUGGAGACGUGGCAUCGUGGGAAGUCGGUGUGGGCGUCUGGGGAUGUCUGA